AUGGGUCUCCUGUCGGACGCCAUCAAGGAAGACCAUCGUGAGCUCGAGGCCUACCACAAACACAUCGUCACGUCCACCGAUAUAGACGAGCAAGCACGCUUUCAGAACCUCUUCGUUUGGGAGCUCGCCCGUCACGCCAUCAGCGAGGAGCUCGUCAUCUAUCCAGCCCUAGAGAAGGAGGUGUUUGACGGCAAGGCCCUCGCCGACAGAGACCGCACAGAACACCAGGCUGUCAAGGAGAAGCUAUAUGAGUUCCAAAACCUCGAUUCCCAAGACGCAGCCUUCGAGCCCACGCUCGAGUCUCUCAUGAAGGAUCUCCGACGUCACAUCAAGGAGGAAGAGGAGGAUGACCUGGUGCGGCUCGAGGAGGCCCUGGGCAGCGACAGGUCGAAGGCCAUGGCGUCGAGCUUCGAGCUUACCAAGCGGUUCACGCCGACGCGGAGCCACCCGUCCGCCCCGGACAAGCCGCCGUUUGAGACGGUGGUCGGGUUGAUGGCGGCGCCGUUGGAUAAGCUGAGGGACAUAUUUGCCAAGUUUCCGACGGAGGAGGAGAAGGCCAAGGCGAAGGGCGAACUCUGA
Messenger RNA from Colletotrichum spaethianum, 579 nucleotides. RefSeq names its product putative hexaprenyl pyrophosphate synthase, mitochondrial. The transcript has 2 exons. The coding region runs from base 1 to 579 and encodes 192 amino acids. NCBI's taxonomy places the organism in Eukaryota, Fungi, Ascomycota, Sordariomycetes, Glomerellales, Glomerellaceae. The record is from RefSeq and is a predicted model, not a curated record.